This is a messenger RNA of Eurypyga helias (sunbittern), 2430 nucleotides long. It is a transcript of the gene ACE2, whose product is annotated as angiotensin I converting enzyme 2. The record is from RefSeq and is a predicted model, not a curated record. Gene Ontology annotation, cellular component: plasma membrane. NCBI's taxonomy places the organism in Eukaryota, Metazoa, Chordata, Aves, Eurypygiformes, Eurypygidae. Bases 1 to 2430 code for a protein of 809 amino acids. Gene Ontology annotation, molecular function: metallopeptidase activity; peptidyl-dipeptidase activity. Gene Ontology annotation, biological process: proteolysis. The transcript has 18 exons.
AUGUUGGUCCACCUCUGCCUUCUGUGUGGUCUGAGUGCUGUCGUGACCUCCCAGGAUGUCACACAACAAGCAGAAAUGUUUCUGAAUGAGUUUAACAGUAGGGUAGAAAACAUCAGCUAUGAGACCUCCCUUGCCUCAUGGAACUACAACACCAACAUCACCGAGGAGACUGCCAAUAAAAUGAAUGAGGCAGAUGCCAAGUGGUCCGCGUUUUACAGCGAGGCCUCUAUGAAUGCGAGCAAAUUCCCAUUAACCAGCAUCCAGGAUGCUCUCAUCAGGCUCCAGAUCCAGACUCUUCAGGACAGAGGAUCGUCCGUGCUGUCACCAGAAAAAUAUAGCAGACUGAGCACUGUGCUAAAUACAAUGAGUACCAUCUACAGCACCGGGACUGUCUGUAAAACCACUGAACCGUCUGAGUGUUUGGUGCUGGAGCCAGGUCUGGACAUUAUUAUGGCUAACAGCAUUGAUUAUGAUGAGAGACUGUGGGCCUGGGAAGGCUGGAGAGCUGAAGUUGGCAGGAUGAUGAGACCAUUAUACGAAGAGUAUGUUGAACUUAAAAAUGAGGUUGCAAAGCUUAAUAAUUAUUCUGACUACGGAGAUUACUGGAGAGCAAAUUAUGAAGCAGACUAUCCAGAAGAAUACAAAUACAGCCGUGACCAGCUAAUCGAAGAUGUGGAGAAGACAUUUGAGCAGAUAAAACCUUUGUACCAGCAGCUGCAUGCCUACGUGAGGCACCGGCUAGAGCAAGUCUACGGCCCUGAGCUCAUCAGCUCCACAGGAUGCCUCCCUGCUCAUUUGCUGGGCGAUAUGUGGGGUAGAUUUUGGACAAAUCUGUAUGGUUUGGCUGUUCCCUAUCCAGCCAAACCAAACAUUGAUGUAACUUCUGCAAUGGUUCAAAAGAAAUGGGAUGCAAUAAGAAUUUUCAAAGCUGCUGAGGCCUUCUUCACCUCCAUUGGCCUUCCUGAAAUGACCAAGGACUUCUGGGAAAAAUCCAUGCUCACAGAGCCAACUGACAACAGAAAAGUUGUUUGCCAUCCUACAGCAUGGGAUCUGGGGAAUAAAGACUACAGGAUCAAGAUGUGCACCAAAGUGACCAUGGACGACUUCCUGACUGCGCAUCAUGAGAUGGGCCAUAUCGAGUAUGACAUGGCGUACUCUGAGAAAGCCUACCUGCUAAGAGGUGGCGCCAACGAGGGCUUCCACGAAGCAGUAGGUGAAAUUAUGUCACUUUCUGCAGCCACUCCUCAGCACCUGAAAUCUCUGGACCUUCUAGAGCCAACUUUCCAAGAGGAUGAAGAAACUGAAAUCAACUUUCUGCUCAAACAAGCAUUAACGAUUGUUGGAACUAUGCCGUUUACUUACAUGCUGGAGAAGUGGAGGUGGAUGGUGUUUCGGGGUGAGAUUACAAAACAGGAGUGGACCAAGCGGUGGUGGGAGAUGAAGAGAGAAAUAGUUGGUGUUGUUGAACCUGUUCCUCAUGAUGAAACUUAUUGCGACCCUGCGGUGUUGUUUCAUGUGGCCAAUGAUUAUUCAUUCAUAAGAUAUUACACCCGGACCAUCUUUCAGUUCCAGUUUCAGGAGGCACUUUGCAAGGCAGCUAACCAUACUGGCCCUCUUCACACAUGUGACAUUACCAACUCCACAGCAGCUGGUCAGAAUUUGAGACAAUUGCUUGAAUUAGGCAGAUCCAAGCCCUGGACUCAAGCACUGGAAAGCGUAACAGGAGAGAAAUACAUGAACGCAGCACCCUUGCUCCACUACUUUGAACCUCUAUAUAAAUGGCUGCAAAAAAACAAUUCUGGCAGAUACAUUGGUUGGAAAACAGACUGGGCUCCAUAUUUUAACGACGCCAUCAAGGUGCGCAUCAGCCUGAAAUCGGCACUGGGCAACCAGGCGUAUGAAUGGGAUGAAAACGAGCUCUUCUUGUUCAAGUCAUCCAUCGCCUAUGCCAUGAGAAAAUACUUUGCAGAGGAGAAGAAACAGGAAGUUAACUUCCAGAUUGAAGACAUUCUUGUGACAGAACAGACACAAAGAAUCUCCUUCUACCUUACUGUCAGCAUGCCAGGUAGUAUCAGUGAUAUUGUGCCCAAAGCUGAUGUGGAAAAUGCCAUCAGGAUGGCUCGAGGCCGAAUCAAUGAGGCUUUCAGACUGGAUGAUAACACACUGGAGUUUGUGGGCAUACUUCCAACCCUGGCCACACCUUAUGAACCGCCAGUCACCAUCUGGUUAAUAAUAUUUGGAGUGGUCAUUAGUUUGGUUGUCAUUGGAGUUAUUGUCUUGAUCAUCACUGGGCAGAGAGAUCGCAAAAAGAGAGCAAGAGACAGUAGGAGUGAAGCAGGAUCAAACUGUGAAGAGGUGAACCCUUAUGGUGAAGAGGGAAAAAGCAACAUGGGUUUUGAGUCAUCUGAAGAGACACAAACAUCGUUCUAG